Schistocerca cancellata (South American locust) is the source of this 4073-nucleotide messenger RNA. RefSeq names its product phosphatidylinositol 4-kinase beta (gene fwd). Bases 103 to 3054 code for a protein of 983 amino acids. Gene Ontology annotation, molecular function: 1-phosphatidylinositol 4-kinase activity. Gene Ontology annotation, cellular component: cytoplasm; membrane. NCBI's taxonomy places the organism in Eukaryota, Metazoa, Arthropoda, Insecta, Orthoptera, Acrididae. The transcript has 12 exons. Gene Ontology annotation, biological process: phosphatidylinositol phosphate biosynthetic process; phosphatidylinositol-mediated signaling. The record is from RefSeq and is a predicted model, not a curated record.
GUCCGCUCCAAUGCCACGCAGCCGCUCCUGAGGACACGCCAGCGUAGCACUCCGCGUCCACGGGAACCCCAGCCCGGCAAGGCGCCGACCGACCGCCCGGACAUGCGCAUCUCCGUCGCCGCAGACGUCGGUCCUCAAGGUCAGCCAUGGACGGCAGAUGACUAUACUGGCGUUGGCUGUAUGAUGAGUGGAGUAGCUGCGGGCAAGCAGCCGCCGUCACUAGCUGUGACAAAGCGGCAGAAGCUGGGUACUGGCAAUGUACCCCCCGCAGUCCACGGCCGUGCAAAUCCUGGCCUUCAGGUGCGACCACGACUCAGCAAUCAUCAGCGUAAUCUCAGCUUGGAUUUCCGGUCAAUGGGCAUUCUACUUCCACCUAUAUCACAGGUGACAGCAGCUACUACACUGACAAUGCAUCACCGCAAUAGGAGUCUUGACUCUGCAUUACAGAGGAUUCCUGAAGUCGAUGUAACGCCUAGUCCCGAAUGUGAACCGUCCGACGGGAGGCUGCCCAAAACAGCUGUGCCUCCCGACGUACCCGUUGCAGGAGUUGCAGUAAGGGCCAGCCCAGUCACCGGUCGAGAUCGUGAAGAGAUUGCCAGCUUGGGCUCCGAUGAUUCCGGCAUUCUUUGUGGUGGCGGUAGCAGUGACACAACGAGGGAAUCCAGUGUACACAGUAUAAGCCGCAGCCACGAGAGCCUUGAGUCAGGCUCUGGCCAGGAUCAUGUUGUCCAAGAACCGGAAGAUGUGCCGCAACUGAGUGACAGUGAAUCUUCUCCCCCAGUGUCUGUUGUGCAGGCUGCCCCACCCCCCUCGUCACAGUCUUCAUUGACAUUGUGUUGUGGUGGUGCUAAUACAGAACCUUCUGAGACUGAGAAGACUGCGAGGGAACUUUCACAAGGCAGCGGUGCAAAAGAUUUCUUAUUAAGGUUAUUUGAAAGCAAACUGUUUGAUAUGUCCAUGGCAAUCACAUAUCUCUUCAAAUCAAAAGAACCUGGAGUACAGAGUUAUUUGGGGAACAAAAUAUUCAGUUUUCCAGACAAUGAAGUAGAUUUUUACUUGCCACAGUUGGUUAGCAUGUACAUACAGAUGCAUGAUGUUGCUGAAGUAAUACACCCGUACCUUAUACACAGGUGUAGAAAGUCUGCUGACUUUUCUCUGAAGUGUGCCUGGCUCCUUGAUGCAUACAGUUCAGAUGCUCAUUUACCAUCGAAGAAAAAGUCCCAUGGAACAAAGUUGCGUAAUCAUAUUCUCUCAGAUGAAUUACGCCCUCGAGGUCAUCAACAGCAUAAACCAGACCAGCCUGCUACAGUUCCUCCUCCACCUCCUCCACCACUUCCUCUGCCAUUAUCAGUUGCUAAGAAGACACAUCAGCGAUCUCGAUCUGAUGCUACAGGACUCUUUCAGAGUUGCAAACGCAUGCUGUCUUCCGGUUCAACCAACAAAGUCUCUUUAGGUGACUUAGCAUCUGGACGUGCAUUUGACAAUGGUUGUACCUGUUUUGACACCUGUCAGGGGGUCGUUAAUGAUCUCAAAGGAAAGAAGACGGAUUGCACGUGCAAUGCUCCACGUCUGGCUCCUCAGUUGGAGUUCCUCAAGGCACUAAUAUCAAUAGGCAAACUUUUGAGCACAAUUCCAGUCAAAGAAGACAAGACUACAAGACUGCAGGCAGAGCUAUCUACAUUGAACUUGAAUCUGCCAGCACGGGUAUGGCUGCCCAUUCAUAGUGAGGUACCUCACCACAUUGUUAGAAUACCACCCCAGACUUCUGCUGUCCUCAAUUCAAAAGACAAGGCUCCAUAUAUUAUAUAUGUGGAAGUACUGGAGGUGGAUGACAUACAUACAUCACCUGUGCCAGCAAAAAUAAUGAAUACUUUGCGACCUACAAAGUCUGAGGACAACCUUGUAGCAGAAGUACAGUGUGAAAGUUUGUCUUCAUGUGCUUUUAGCAUUUAUAGUAGUCCUGAUGAUGAUACAGCAGACUGCUGGUCACAGGAGGAUGAUGAAAUAUCGCAGCAGUAUAUGCAGCUACGGAAGCCAAUGGAUCGCGACACAAUAUCGCAGCUGAGCCAAGAAUCAAGUGAUUCGAGGGAGCCACCUGUGUUUAUAGCAGCUGGUGACAUCAGGAGGCGGCUUUCAGAGUCAUUGCAUGAUCAGAGGCGAGCAGCAUUCACACAUGAUCCUGAAGACCCAUCAGCAGCUGCUCUGAAGGAGCCCUGGGAGGAAAAAGAGAGGAGGUUGCGUGAAGCUUCACCAUAUGGGCAUUUCAGUACAUGGCGUUUGCUGUCUGUCAUUGUAAAGUGUGGUGAUGACCUUCGACAGGAACUUCUAGCUUCACAGCUCCUGUCCAUGUUAAAAAGGAUAUGGGAAGAGGAAAGAGUACCGCUUUGGGUGCGUCCAUAUAGGAUUCUGUGUUUGUCUAAUGACAGUGGGCUCAUAGAAACUAUACCAAACACAGUUUCAUUACAUCAGAUCAAAAAGCACUGUCAACUUUCACUUCUUGAGUAUUUUAUUCGAGAGUACGGACCUCAGAAUUCUGAAGCAUUCCUCACUGCUCGUCAGAAUUUUGUUGAGAGCUGUGCUGCUUACUGCCUCGUCUGCUAUUUGAUUCAAGUCAAAGACAGGCACAAUGGCAAUAUCCUCCUGAAUAACGAAGGUCGUCUUAUACACAUUGAUUUUGGCUUCAUGUUGUCAACUUCACCAAGAAACCUUGGGUUUGAGAUGUCCCCAUUUAAGCUCACUCAAGAGUUUGUGGAUGUGAUGGGAGAAGAAGACAUGUUUAAUUAUUUUAAGUUUUUGAUCCUGCAGGGUUUAGUAGCUGCAAGAAAGCAUAUGGACAAAAUAGUCAGUCUUGUGGAGGUUAUGUGCUCAGAUUCCCAGCUACCAUGCUUGAAGUCUGGUGCAGUUACAGUACAAAACUUAAAGAAGCGCUUCCACAUGAGCAUGACAGAAGAACAGCUACAAGUGCUUGUAAACAAUCUUGUUGAAUCAAGCAUCCAUUCUCUCAGCACUAAGCUGUAUGAUGGCUUCCAAUAUUUCACCAAUGGGAUCUUGUGAAGUGCUGUGUUUGUGUAAAGUAUUGUUCGCAAAAGUUAAUUGAAAUUCUUGUUGUUUGCUGUAAGACAUUUGUUCCUCGCAUGUGAAAAAGUUGAUUAUUAAAUUCAGUUUUAAAACGUUCAGACAGUUUAUUAAUUUACUGCUCUUUGUAUGUUGUGUAAAUAAAAAUUGUAAAAAAUAUUUUUGUUCAUAAGGAGGAGGUGGCUGCAGAUGUGUGGACUUGCUUGACUUUACCAUGUAAAGUGUUACUGUGCACAUUUGCUAGGUAAUUCUGGCAAAUUAUAACUGAAAGGGUACUUUAUAGCAACCCUGAAUUCAAGAAAAGUCUGGUAAUACUGGACUGAACAACCUUAUUGAUCAAUAUGUUGUUUGUGGUAUUAUGAACACAAUAUUUACUGAAGUUGCAAGAAAAGUAAAAUGCUUCCCAUAUUUUAUAAUUGUUUUCUGAUGUGAUAUUAGUAUAAUAAUAAAAAAAUGAUUACAUCAGUGAGGGGUGUGCCUCAUUCUGUAAUAAAAUAUUAACACUAUAAAGUCAGGAGCAAUGGCUACUUUUCUUAGACAUGGUUGAUGAUGUUCGGAAAUUCUGAUUUACAAAUGUAUUUUGUCCUGUUACUGAAGUCAUAAAUUAUUACUGUGUACUCAAAUUUCAGGUGAAAGUAUUUGGUGUCAGAUAUUUUUGUCUUCUGCUGAGAAAUGCAAGCAGAAAUAAACCAUUCCUGGCAAUACACAGGCUUAACUUAACCAUAUUUUAAUCAUUAUACAUAUUAAGAUUUAAUGCUGAAAAAUUUUUAUGGCUCUGUGUCUUUUCAUAUGAAUAAAUGAAAUACUGAUUGUCUGACUAUGCAGAUUUCAAAAUUGCAAAGAAUUACAUCAGCAUAUUGUUAAAUACUCAUGAAGCUACAAAAAAAGAAUCCAUUUUAAUGUUCUGGAGCUCAACAUUUCAGUCAUAAAAAUAAGUGUGUGUGUGCGUGUGCGUGUGUGUGUGUGUGUGUGUGUGUGUGUGUGUGUGUGUGUGUGUG